Mytilinidion resinicola is the source of this 1499-nucleotide messenger RNA. RefSeq lists its product as uncharacterized. The transcript has a single exon. The record is from RefSeq and is a predicted model, not a curated record. NCBI's taxonomy places the organism in Eukaryota, Fungi, Ascomycota, Dothideomycetes, Mytilinidiales, Mytilinidiaceae. Bases 170 to 1360 code for a protein of 396 amino acids.
CCAUGGAUCACUCUUCAAUAGUAACAAGGUAAUCUGUUCACUUCAAGUCUUUCAAACUUUAACCCCGCUUUGAAAGUCUAGUCACCGCAAACCUCAGGCGCAAUCUAAAUCCAUCUAACAUUUCUAUCUCCCGUCACUCUUCUUUUCCUUCAAGUCUCUAUCAAUCAUCAUGGGCAAAGAGAAAGACGAAUAUCAGCCACCUUCAGGACCUCCCCCAGGCAAACUGAAGUCCAACAACCCGUGGUACAAACGAAUAGGUCACUCUUCAAAUCGCCAGCAGGAGGAGAACUCACAAGCCUACACGCCUCCAGCAUCAUACGCUCCUCCGCAAGCAUAUGGUUCAUCACAGGGAUAUCAACCCCCAUCAGGACCUCCGCCGUCACAUAAAGGCGCGUCAGUACCCAGCUACGCUGCUCCACCAGGGCCACCUCCGUCGAUGUCAUACGCUCCGCCCCCAGGACCGCCUCCAAACAUGUCUUCUGAGGAGCCCCCGCCCUACCACGACUGGACCAUCAUCCCAGACAACUCCCUCCUCCCACCACCCCCAAGCAUCGGCUACGACGCCUCCCCAACCGCCAACGCCAGCAGCGACGAAGGCGAAGCCGCCUACAUCUGGUGCCAACGGAACCCCCUCUACCCCCCGGGCACCUUCACGCAAGAACACCACAACUUCAUCCAGUCCGGUCAACUCACCUUACUCCGCCCUCCAACCCUCCAGGGCGAUCUCCUUUCCCAACAGCGCCCAGGACACUGGAAGUUCCGCACGAAACCCAAGUGCACGGAUUCCUGCCUCCUGACCUCCCUGCCGCUCUACUCCGCGCAGUGGGAUAGCCCUCUCCACACGCGCCGUUCCAAGACUAUCUACUUCGAGCUGCAGUUCAACACCAAGAGCGGACUCUGGCGCGAUCAGCACCCGGAGCCCGAGUUCGGCGUCUCGAUUGGCUUCGUCGCGCCUCCGUUUCCUACGUUCCGCUUGCCGGGGUGGCAGCGUGGGAGUCUGGGCGUACAUGGCGACGACGGACAUCGAUACGUGAACGACACGUUUGGCGGCAGCGAUUUUACGACUCCAUUCCUGCCUGGUCAACGCUUAGGCAUCGGGAUUACGUUCUCACCGCCGCAGAAGCCGCCGGGGUACGAAGACCGCGGGGCGAGUGGGAAGCUGGAUAUCAGAGUCUUCUUCACGCGGAACGGGGUGGAGGCAGGCAGUUGGGAUGGGACGGAGGAGCUGGAUCAGCGCAGUGAGGGGGGAACGGUGGGGUUGGUUGGAGACUGUGAUUUGUUUGCGGCGGUAGGCGUGUUUGGGGGAGUGGAUUGCGAUGUGUUCUUUGCGGAGCAGGAUUGGCGGUAUAGGAUAGGUUGAGUGUGGGGAAUCGAGAGAGUGGACUGUGGUGGAGAUGGGGUGGUUGGGAUAUACCUGAUAGAUGAGUCCGUAAUGGGAGGAGUUCCUCAAACACUUGAGAUAGCCACACCAUGCUGCUAAUUUACAACACUUGACUCAA